This is a messenger RNA of Panicum hallii, 1506 nucleotides long. RefSeq names its product non-structural maintenance of chromosomes element 1 homolog. Gene Ontology annotation, biological process: double-strand break repair via homologous recombination; DNA damage tolerance. Gene Ontology annotation, molecular function: ubiquitin-protein transferase activity. Lineage: Eukaryota; Viridiplantae; Streptophyta; Magnoliopsida; Poales; Poaceae. The transcript is spliced from 6 exons. The record is from RefSeq and is a predicted model, not a curated record. Gene Ontology annotation, cellular component: nucleus; Smc5-Smc6 complex. The coding region runs from base 223 to 1233 and encodes 336 amino acids.
CCGUCUCCCCCGCUCGCUCGCUUCCCGCGAAACGCCGAAAUCCUCAUCGGCAUCCAUCCAUCACCCAAAACAUCAAUCGAUUUCCCUCCGUCCUCUACUCUGAUCCUCCCAAUCCCCGGGCGGAGGAAUUCGUUCCCGAUUCGCGCCGGAUCUAAUCCAAUCGGGGCGAAACCUAGCAGCACCCGGUUCCCGAGCGAGAGCGGGAGCAAGCAGGAGCUCGCGAUGGCGCCGCUGUCGUGGCGGCACCACACCCUGCUGCAGGCGCUGCUCUCCCGCGGCCCCCUCUCCGAGCGCGACUUCCACGCCGUCUUCGCCGCCCUCUCCGGCAAGAACCCCGCAACUCAUCAACAACUGUUCAGUGAUACACUUCUCAAGAUCAACAAGGACCUCGCAUAUUUGCAGUUUGAGUUGCGAGCAUGCAUAAACCAGUAUGAUGGAAUGGUGUACUACGGAGUGGUUAAUAACAUUGCUGACGAAGAAUCAAAGCUUGGAACAAAGUAUUCUGUGCCUCAGAUUGCAUUCUACAAGGGAUUGUUAGAAGCAAUUGUUCAGGAAGCUGGAAAUGAUGGGAGCAUAACCAGUAUUGACGCUCUCAAUGUCCGGCUGGACAACCAGGUCAUAAUUGUAGACGGUUCACAGGACAGCCAAUCUCGUCUUCCUACUUCCGUAACGAACUUCUCACUGACCCAGAAAGAGAAAACUCUGGAUGAACUGAUACGGGACCGUUGGUUGUCAUACACCUCCACAGGCAAGAUUGGUCUGGGCACCAGAUCAUUUCUUGAUCUCCGAAGCUGGUUCCGUGGUAAUGACAUCCCAUCAUGCAUGGUCUGUAAUGAAGCUUGUAUUAAGGCCUCAAGUUGUCCUAAUGAUGAAUGCAAUGUAAGAAUUCACGAGUACUGUCAGAGGAAGAAAUUUUCACAACGAAAGGCUUCGAGAGGUUGUCCAGGUUGCGGUACCGAAUGGCCCCGCCAGGAUGGUGAAGCCGGUGGCGAUGAUUAUGUGAAUGAGCCUGGUGAGGAUGAAGCCCCUUCAGCUAACCAUUCGUCGAGGAAGAGGCGCAAGCAAGUCAAAGCGGAGCUGGUGGAAGAAAAUAACAACGCAGGCCCAUCAACAGCAGUGCCUAGGAGUAGGACCCUUAGAAGCACUAAAGCCGAAGCGGUUGAGGCUGCUCAACAGGCGUCUUCUGCAGGAGCUUCGCAGGCAACCAGGACUUCCAAAAGAAGGAAGAAGUGAUGAUGCUGUCUAAUGAAUGAGAUUAGGUAGUGAGAUUGGCAGGCUCUCUCUUAUGUCUGUACAUAUGGAAGAUGGUGUGUAAUGGUAGUAGAUGGUUAUUUUGAAGCGGCAAUGCUGCAGCUUCUAGUGCUGGCAGGCCUUAAGAUGAUGGUGUUAGAAACUCCUAGAGAUUAUUUAUCUGACAGUAUAUCAAUCUAGCUAGGCGGGUACAUUUUACUGGUUUGGAAGUGGAGAACCUAUCUGAGCACUGAAGCAUGUUGAAGUCGAUUUGAA